AUUAACAACCUUCUCUCUUAUAUCUGCGUUUUGUUGCACAAACUCAGCAGUAUAUAAUCUCUAUGGAGAUUCUGCUUAGCCCAAAAACUCUGAUCAAAUUGACCACGAAAUUGCAUAAGGUACCAGUUAUGAGGAGGAGAAAAACUUCGAAUUCAUACAGAAAAGCUGCUGACAGUAACAGUGGAAUGAAUUCUAGUGCUGCAGAUAAAGGCACAUUCGUUAUCUACACUCUUGACAAAAGGCGAUUUGUGCUUCCUCUGACCUAUCUUUCUAAUUACAUGUUUCAAGAGCUAUUCAAGAUGUCGGAAGAAGAAUUUGGAAUAUCUAGUGAGGAUCCUAUUGUCUUCCCAUGUGAUUCACGACUCAUGAACUACAUAGUCUCACUAGUGAAGCUUGGAAUGAGUGCAGAUUUGGAGAAAGCUUUACUGAACUCUAUUAUCAAAAAUAGUUGCUCCAUAUCUACUUCUGAUUGUCAAGGACAGACAAGCCUGCUGUUACUCCUUUGUGGUUACUGAGUUCAUAUAUUCACAUAUGUAAAACUGCUGAUCUACCGACGGAGAAUUGGUUAGACAAUACAUUAAUUAACUACCGAGAUGCAUGGGGUGAACUUGUAGUCUUGUACUAUCUC
Molecule: messenger RNA, 628 nt
Organism: Argentina anserina (silverweed cinquefoil)
Lineage: Eukaryota; Viridiplantae; Streptophyta; Magnoliopsida; Rosales; Rosaceae
Product: auxin-responsive protein SAUR61-like
Exons: 1
Coding region: 63-515 (150 amino acids)
Biological process (GO): response to auxin
Source: RefSeq, a predicted model, not a curated record